Molecule: messenger RNA, 4053 nt
Organism: Vigna angularis (adzuki bean)
Lineage: Eukaryota; Viridiplantae; Streptophyta; Magnoliopsida; Fabales; Fabaceae
Product: protein phosphatase 2C and cyclic nucleotide-binding/kinase domain-containing protein
Exons: 16
Coding region: 460-3696 (1078 amino acids)
Biological process (GO): peptidyl-serine phosphorylation; signal transduction
Cellular component (GO): cAMP-dependent protein kinase complex
Molecular function (GO): ATP binding; cAMP-dependent protein kinase activity; cation binding
Source: RefSeq, a predicted model, not a curated record
ACACACAUCACAUGCACCAGUCAUCGUUCUCAUCCACUACUAAUUAAACACUGCAAAUUCUUACAAAAACUUGUUCAAAACUUAACCUAAUCCUAUUCUUCUACUGUAAUCUUUUUCUCUUUUGCCUUUCGCUUUUAACCAACCACUAAACUCCAUUCGGUAGAAGCCAUUUUAAACAAAACAAAACCAAUCGCAAUGCACGAAAAUCCGAUUUCGACUAAUUUUUGCACUGCAUCAGUAAGCAUAAUCUCAUUUGUCAUGCUUCCUGCUCAUUUAUUGCAAACAAUUUGUGGUUCGAAAUUCCUUCCUCCUAAUAAUUGAGAUUUCAGAUUAGGACACAACUUUUGUUACCCACACCACUCUCUCUCUCUCUCUCUCUCUCUCUCUCUUGAUGCCAAAUUUAGCAUCUCAGUUUAUUACUUCAUUCUUCUUCUUCUUCUUCGUUUUCUUUUACUCGCUAUGGGUUGCAUUUACUCGCGAGUUUGUAUAGGUGACAACUGCAGAGGCUCAAGCAUCAACGGAGACCCCAUAGCCAGAACCACCGACGUUGGAGAAGUGGCUAAUUUCUCGCCCACCUCUUCCGACGUUGAAGAAGGUGAAAUCAGAGACCAGCUUAACCAAUUGAGCAUCACGAGGGACUCCGAAGCGGGAAUCCGGAGACUAGCUAGGGUUUCAGCGCAGUUCCUGCCGCCGGACGGUUCACGAAUCGUUAAAGUGCCUUCUGAGAACUUCGAAUUGCGAUACUCGUUUUUGUCUCAGAGAGGUUACUAUCCCGAUGCACUUGAUAAAGCGAACCAGGAUAGCUUCUGCAUCCACACGCCUUUCGGUACGAGUCCUAAUGACCACUUUUUUGGUGUCUUCGACGGCCAUGGUGAGUUUGGAGCUCAGUGCUCGCAGUUCGUGAAGCGGAAAUUGUGUGAGAAUUUGCUCAGGAAUUCUAAAUUCCGUGGUGAUCCUGUUGAGGCUUGUCAUGCGGCGUUUUUGGCGACGAAUUCGCAGCUGCAUGCUGAUGUUUUGGAUGACAGCAUGAGCGGGACGACGGCGAUCACGGUGCUGGUGAGGGGGAGGACGAUAUUUGUGGCGAAUUCCGGCGAUUCGAGGGCGGUGAUCGCGGAGAGGAGAGGGAAGGAAAUUGUGGCCGUUGAUUUGUCGAUUGAUCAGACGCCGUUUAGGAGUGAUGAGCUGGAGAGGGUGAAGCUCUGUGGGGCGAGGGUUCUUACUUUGGAUCAGAUUGAGGGGUUGAAGAACCCUGAUGUGCAGUGUUGGGGCACUGAGGAGGGUGAUGAUGGUGACCCUCCGAGGUUGUGGGUGCCCAAUGGGAUGUACCCGGGGACGGCUUUCACAAGGAGUAUUGGUGAUUCUAUUGCGGAGACUAUUGGGGUUGUGGCGAAUCCUGAGAUUGUUGUGUUUGAGCUCACGCAGGAUCACCCUUUCUUUGUGCUUGCUAGUGAUGGGGUGUUUGAGUUUCUCUCUAGCCAGAGUGUGGUUGAAAUGGCUGCAAAAUUCAAAGAUCCUCGUGAUGCUUGUGCUGCAAUUGUGGCAGAAUCUUAUCGACUCUGGCUGCAAUAUGAAACUCGUACAGAUGACAUCACAGUCAUCAUUGUACAUGUAAAUGGGCUAACUGCUGAAUCUACUGUUGCUCAGUCGGCUAGUUAUGGUGAUGUUUUGCGAAAACCUGUGCCACAAGUCGUAGAGGUGACAGGUUCAGAAUCCCCUUCCACCUUUGGCUGGAGUGCUAGAAACCAUCGUGUAAGACAUGACUUGUCAAGGGCACGCCUCCGAGCACUUGAAAAUUCCCUAGAAAAUGGGCAAGCUUGGGUUCCUCCCCCUUCUGCCCAUAGAAAGACAUGGGAAGAAGAAGCACACAUAGAGCAGGCAUUGCAUGAUCAUUUUCUCUUCCGAAAACUUACCGAUUCUCAGUGUCAUGUUCUAUUGGAUUGCAUGCAAAGAGUGGAGGUCGAACCUGGGGAUAUUAUAGUCAAACAGGGUGGUGAAGGUGACUGUUUUUAUGUUGUUGGUAGUGGAGAAUUUGAGGUCUUGGCAACUCAGGAAGAAAAAGAAGGCGAUGUACCUAGGGUUUUGCAGCGCUACACAGCUGAAAAACUCUCAUGUUUUGGAGAGCUUGCUCUAAUGUACAACAAACCACUCCAGGCUUCUGUACGUGCUGUAACAAAAGGAACACUUUGGGCUUUAAAACGAGAAGAUUUUCGUGGGAUAUUAAUGUCAGAAUUCUCUAACUUAUCCUCAUUGAAGUUGCUUCGAUCUGUAGAUCUCCUCUCAAGGUUAUCAAUUUUACAACUCAGUCAGAUUUCUGACUCCCUUUCUGAAGUUUCCUUCUCAAAUGGGCAGACAAUAAUAGACAAUAAUGAAAUCCUUGCAUUGUACAUUAUACAGAAGGGAUGCGUAAAAAUCACUUUUGAUUCUGAUUUGUUGACGAGUCCAAAUGCCUACAGCCUCAAGCCUGACAUCCAAAACGAGGAGAAUGAUGUUCAGAGCAGAACAGAACUAUCAAUAGAGAAGCCUGAGGGAAGCUAUUUUGGUGAAUGGACCCUUUAUGGUGAACGUAUUGGUUCCAUAAAUGCUGUUGCUGUGGGUGAUGUUGUAUGUGCUUUGCUAACAAAAGACAAAUUUGAAUCUGUUAUUGGCUCCAUACAAAAGAUUUCUCAGGAAGAUCACAAGUCAAAGGAUAAUUCAAUGGAGUUGACUGGAAGAAAUUAUGAUUUUUCAUCCCUUGAUAAAGUCCAGCUUUCAGAUUUGGAGUGGAGAAAGACACUAUAUUCCACUGACUGUUCCGAAAUAGGGGUUGCAAAUUUAAAGGAAUCAGAAAAUUUGCUUACUUUGAAGAGAUUUUCUAAGCCAAAGAUCAAAAGGCUUGGAAAGGAAUCACAGGUCUUGAAAGAGAAAGAUUUGAUUAAGGGUUUGGGCUCUUCAGUUAGUAUACCACAGGUUUUAUGCACUUGUGCUGAUCGCAUGUAUGCUGGAAUACUGCUAAAUACUCACCUUGCUUGCCCUUUGUCUUCCAUACUUUCAAGUCCUUUUAGUGAAUCAGCCGCACGGUUUUGUGCUGCAUCUGUUGUCACUGCUUUAGAAGACUUGCACAAGAAUGGUGUUCUCUACAGAGGUGUGUCACCUGAUGUUUUGAUGUUGGAGCAAACAGGACAGAUACAGCUGGUCGACUUCAGAUUUGGAAAACAGCUUUCUGGCGAGAGAACAUUCACAAUUUGUGGGAUGGCAGAUUCUCUGGCUCCAGAGAUUGUUUUGGGAAAAGGCCAUGGUUUCCCUGCCGACUGGUGGGCAUUGGGGGUUUUAAUAUAUUUUAUGUUACGUGGUGAGAUGCCAUUUGGAUCAUGGAGAGAAAAUGAACUUGAUACAGUUGCCAAAAUUGCAAAAAGGAAGCUACACCUUCCCGAGAGUUUCAGCUCUGAAACGGUUGAUCUUAUCUCCAAGCUACUUGAAGUGGAAGAAAACAAUAGACUUGGAAGCCAAGGUCCUGAUUCUGUCAAGAGUCACCCAUGGUUUAAGGGUAUUGAUUGGGAAGGAAUUAGAAGCCGCACUUUUCCUGUUCCUCAGGAAAUUAUUUCUCGUAUAACACAAUACUUGGAAGUUCAUUCUGAAGAUUGUAGUACUGUCUAUCCGGGCUCGCCUUUGCAGGAGGUAGAAGAACUUAAUGUGCCUGAGUGGCUUGAGAACUGGUAGAAGGAUGACCAUUACUUUUUGUUUUCUUUUUGAAGUUUGGCACUCCACCAAUAUUUACCAUUGCUUAUCUGGACAAAUUGCAAUCCAAGAAUGCAGUUAACCAGAAAAUGUGAACAGCGCAACAGAUGCAAAAUAUUCCCUAUAGUUUGAAUCUUUUAGUUGCAGACUGGGUAGGGUAGGUUUAUUAGCCUCUUCAUCUCUUCCCUUUUCUAAAUUUUUUUGGGGGUAAUUCCCUUCCCCUGUAAAUAUUAUAUAAGUGUAAAUGAUUGAAUUUGAAUUCAGUCAAUUGCAAUUCAAGCAAGUUAGUUUUGUCAUUGACCAAAAUUCAUACUAAUACAUAAAAGGGAAACUUAUUUU